AUGCCUACCUACCUUGUUCACGGUUUCCGUUGGCACAGAACUAAUAUUCGCAUUCAUAUAAUUUUGAAUGAUAUCGAGGAUGCAAGUCCAGAAUGGUUAAUGGCACCCCGGACCUCGAAUGCCCUCCUCAAUUCCUUUUACACACAAUUCGAUUUCCUUCCACCAAGCUAUCCAGGCCCCAUAGACCUCUCAGCCGAAUCAGCUCCCAGAGAAUCGGAUUAUCUACCCCCAAGCUCUCCCUCAAGAACUCUCACCAAAAAAAGCAAUCAAUCUCCAGCCUCGUUGAAAUCGCCUUCUCCAAAUGAUAAGCCGAGCUUAACGUUAAAGAAGAUUACUUCUCAUCGACGAAACAAAAAUAGUUUUGAAUCGGAAGCUUUACACAGUAGAUCUGCAUCUGGAUCUACCAAUCCGAAUUCGAGUGGGCCACAGGCUAAAGAGAUGGAAAAAUCAUUGCGCUUUAAUCAAUGGAGUGUGAUUAAAUUACUUGAACAAUAUGAUCCGGAUGAUUUGAAGACAGCCAGUCAACCGUGGGCUUAUGUAUCAGAUUAUAUAGUUGAAGUUGGAUUGGGAGUUAGUAUAUCCGAAGAAGUGAAGAAGUAUAAAGAAAAGCUUACGGAAGAAGAAAUUGUUCCCAGUGCUGCUGAAGAAUUAGGAAUGAGUGCAGGAGAGAUCAGGAGGAAAAAUAAAAGAGCAGGUUGGUUUGAUAGAUUGAGGCAAAAUUUGGAGAUGAGUGAGGAAAUGGUUUUUUAG
Molecule: messenger RNA, 750 nt
Organism: Sclerotinia sclerotiorum 1980 UF-70
Lineage: Eukaryota; Fungi; Ascomycota; Leotiomycetes; Helotiales; Sclerotiniaceae
Exons: 2
Coding region: 1-750 (249 amino acids)
Source: RefSeq, a predicted model, not a curated record